UCCUCUGCUUUUCUCUCUCACUCUUCCCCCUCUCUCUCUUUACAGUGCCUUCCUCCUCUCAAGAUCUUCUCUCGUCUUGCUCUGCUGAGAUCCAUUUUGGCGCAUUUCUCUCCGCCUCGCGUUUGCUCCGCCGCCGCGGCGGCGAAUUUUGGUCUGGUCUGGAUCUCCGUCGCCCUUCCUGGAUCUGAAAAUUGUCCGACGAAGGCACCUGCAUUGCAGUUUUUGAGCUGGGAUUUGGCUUCUUCUACUGUGGUUUGACUUCGAAAUUUCACUGUACUGGCGUUGGUUGCGUGAAUAUCGAUAUGCGAACUCUGAAUUUUUGGGGUGAAGUGGAUGCAGCUUGUCGGUGGCGAGAGGCUAUUCGGAAACCUAAACAGCUCCGGACUGUGCUCCGAGCUCUCAUUGUGGUUUGAGAACAAUGUUUGUGAAUUGCGCUCCGGAGAGACAAUAUGCUCCUUCUCAUUCUUCUUCCUCUUCUCGGCUUGCUUCAUUCUAAUAUCGUGACUGUUACAUCGAUGAGUGUUUCAUUUGAUCUAUUUAUUGCUGUCCGGCGACAACAUUUUAAGCACUUAUCAGCUGCACCUGCACCAUCUCCCGCAUCACUGGUACCAGUUUCUAAUCCUACAGGUAGAAUCUGGCCUAGGCAUCGCCAUCACAGCCAUGGAAUCAGAAGUCAUCCAGUUUCGCCCGUCCCUUCAGCUACUCCAGGUUGUGAUCAAACUUGCCUCGAGCCACUUACUUCAGCUCCAUUUGGUUCGCCAUGUGCUUGUGUCUUUCCAAUGAGAGUCAGACUUCUCCUAGGAGUAUCUGUGUAUGCAAUAUUUCCAGAGGUCACGGAACUGGAGAUUGAAGUUGCAUCAGGCACAUAUCUAAAACAAAGUCAAGUGACUAUAAUUGGUGCCAGUGCUGAUAAUCAAAACCAGGAAAAAACGGUGGUUGAUAUUAAUUUGGUUCCAUUGGAGGAGAAGUUUGACAAUACAACUGCUACCCUAACUUAUCAAAGAUUUUUGCACAAGAAAGUCCCUCUGAACAGGACCCUGUUUGGUGAUUAUGACGUAUUAUAUAUUGCUUACCCAGGGUUGCCUCCGUCACCACCUUCCGGCAUUGUAUCUGGAGAGGGUCCUAGUGCAAGUGCUGGGGGUCAUCAAUACCCUAUUACUGCUGAUUUUGUGGGCAAAAAUCAAAAAAUGAACCCUCGAAUAGUUUUUGUGAUUGCUUUGUCGGCUUUCGUGCUCUUGGUCGUCUGUUUUGCUGCAGUUGCAAUCAUAUUAAACUGCAGGAAGGCAAGAGCACCAUCCAAUGCUGUUGGCCCAGUGUUUGUACCAUCCAUGAACAAAAGAUCCGGGGUAGGGUCUAUGCUAUCAAGUAGUCCUGUUAGCUCAACAUCACCCUCUCUUGUUUCUGCCAUGCCGGCCUCUGUUCUUUCUGUCAAGACAUUCGUACUUGCAGAGCUCGAGAAAGCUACUGACAAAUUCAGCCCCCAAAAGGUUUUGGGUGAAGGAGGGUUCGGGCGUGUGUAUCAUGGGAUCAUGGAUAAUGGAAAUCAUGUUGCUGUGAAAUUACUAACGAGGGACCAUCAAAAUGGAGACCGUGAAUUCAUUGCUGAAAUUGAAAUGCUAAGCCGGCUGCAUCACCGCAACCUGGUAAAAUUAAUCGGCAUAUGCAUUGAAGAAGGCGUACGCUGCUUGGUCUAUGAGCUAGUUCCAAAUGGCAGUGUCGAGUCACACUUACAUGGCGCUGACAGGACUAAGGGCCCUCUUGAUUGGGACGUCCGGUUGAAGAUUGCUCUUGGUGCUGCCAGAGGAUUAGCUUACCUUCAUGAAGAUUCCAAUCCCCGUGUCAUUCAUCGAGACUUUAAAGCUAGCAAUAUUUUGCUAGAAGAUGACUUCACACCCAAGGUUUCAGAUUUUGGCUUGGCAAGGGAAGCGACCGAGGGAAGUCAUCAUAUAUCCACGCGAGUCAUGGGAACUUUUGGAUACGUUGCUCCCGAAUACGCAAUGACGGGCCAUUUGCUCGUCAAAAGCGAUGUCUACAGCUACGGGGUCGUGCUAUUGGAGCUUCUCUCCGGUCGGAAGCCCGUCGACAUGUCCCAAACUCCAGGGCAAGAAAACCUCGUUACAUGGGCACGACCGCUACUCACCAACCGAGAAGGCUUGGAGCAGCUCGCUGACCCUUCUAUAUCCGGGAGCUACGACUUCGACGACAUGGCCAAAGUCGCCGCCAUCGCCUCCAUGUGCGUCCACCCGGAGGUAACCCACAGGCCAUUCAUGGGAGAAGUUGUGCAGGCCCUCAAGCUCAUCUACAACGACGCCGACGAGACUUGCGGCGACGCUUACAGCCAUAAAGACUCCUCCGCUCGGGAUUCCGACUUCAAGGGCGACUACGCCCCCUCCGACAGCAGCUGGUGGAACGCCGGCGGCGCCACCCCCCGCCUCACUUACGGCCAGGCCUCCUCGUUCAUUACAAUGGAGUACAGCUCGGGUCCCCUCGACGGACUCGAAAACAGACUGACCGAGGGUGGUCCUGCCGCUUUGCCGUUAAGACAUGGUAAUAGAUCGGGUCCGCUUCGGACAACCCGGAUUGCGGGGCCGAUACAUCGACUGCAGGGCAGCAUGAGCGAGCACAGCGGCCUGCUCUUGAAGCGCGGCGGCGGGAACACGUAUGAAGCUUCUUUUUAAGAGCCGUCCAUCUUAGCCGUCGGUUGUGGCGGUGAUAUAGGAGAGAGAUCUAUCCGUCCGUCCAUCGUAGAUGUCCCUCUCUUUCAAUCUGGGCCGUCGGAUUUGAUUAAGAAUCAAGAACGUGCCUAUUGUACAUACCAACAUGUCCACCAUUUCCCUCUGUUUUAAGAUUUCCACCCUCCAACGCGCCUUUUUCUUUUCCUAUAAUUAAUUAAUAAAUAACAUGUGUCUAUAUUUUUAUU
This is a messenger RNA of Andrographis paniculata, 2920 nucleotides long. Its product is annotated as receptor-like serine/threonine-protein kinase ALE2. The coding region runs from base 450 to 2678 and encodes 742 amino acids. The record is from RefSeq and is a predicted model, not a curated record. Gene Ontology annotation, biological process: protein phosphorylation. Lineage: Eukaryota; Viridiplantae; Streptophyta; Magnoliopsida; Lamiales; Acanthaceae. The transcript is spliced from 9 exons. Gene Ontology annotation, molecular function: protein kinase activity; ATP binding.